AGGUUGUUCCGACUUCUAGCCGCGUAAUUCAUUGUUAUAUUCAGAUCAUGCCUGCUUCCCAGUACUUCAACUUAUGUUGUGUUGGUGGUUGCCGUUGCAUGUGCCUCCAGUUUUUCAGUCAGUCUCAACAGUCUCUCAUGUAAAGGCAAGUAGGUGGUUACACUAGGGGCACCACUUGUAAUCUCCUUGUUUGUCAUCUGGUGUUACAGCUAUUACUCCCUGCUCCCGUCGAGCAGAAAUAUAUAAGAAAAUGCCGCCCAACAUUAUGACCUGCACAAACGUUACAAUCUCAAGCGAUACAAUAGCAUCUGGAAUUUGUCUUGCAUAAUGAGCAUGACAGACUCGCACACCAUUCCACUUUCUGCAACACAAAUUUCGGCGCAUUGUAGUGUGGUUUGGGACUCCGGAACUUGUCAUGCGCAGUCCUAUGAGACUUGGCUAGAUCAUGAUCAUGCACUUCUUGCAUCACAAAUUUCCAGAUUCUAUUGUAACGUUUGAGAUUCUUGUAACGCUUGAGCAGGUCAUAAACAUCAACCCCGCGGCUCUCUUCUCGAUGGAUGGUGCCACCAGUCUCGCGCCCUACUACCCCGUGAACAUCACCAAUCCCAAAACCGCAGUGGACUACCCACCUGGAACCCUGAUUCCCGCCGGCCCGCCGGACGACAAGGGUUUAAACAAGCUUCUCCGAGAGUUGAUGGCCGUUCCGAAACCGAAACCCUACCGCGACGGCGAUCCCAAGUUUUACCAGCUGAUAGACCAGGCCAAGGAACGCGACCCGGCCUUCGCUAACCCGCAGCUAAACGCCGACGACGUUGACAAGGUGCCGGGCGGGGCCAUCGACCUGGCGGGAGCGCGUUCGAAGUGGGAUUUCUUCCACCUCCGCGGAGGUUAUGGAAGUGUCAGAAUCGAAAUUGACAAAAUCGAAAAACUUGUGAUGCACAAAAUCGAUGCCAGUUAGACCCUCAGUUUGUAGUCCGCGCAUGACAAAUUCCCCCCGUCCUGGAAGCGAAUCUGUCAUGCGGUUUAUGGCAAAAGAGCUGGCUUUUGUUAUGCUAGUCAGUAGCCCAACGCUUAACCCUUACCAGGACUACAAUCCGCCUUCCUUGCAUCCUCUGCAAUAGAGUCGCUUUUUGCGUAGCAUUUUAUGCAUUGCAGAUUAUUUCGAUUUUGUCGAUUUCGAUCCUGACACCCCGAUAGAGGUUUUCAGCCCCCUAGUGUGGAGAAAAGCAGAAAAUCUGGCUCCACCUCAUCUUCGGGACAUCAACUGCUGCCCAAGCUCGGCACGAGUAAAAACCUGAAGAACCCGGAGGGGCCUUUGGUGCCAGGGUGCGUCCACGGAGAUUAUCACAAGAAAAAGUGUUAACGUUAACGGAAUUUGUGAUGCAGGAAUGCACGAGAAAUGAUGCCCAAAUUUGUAUUGCAUAGCAUGCAUGAUAGCGAAAAUUUGUCAUGCAUGACUGCAAUGCCUCAAAGCCGUUAACGUUAACACGUUUUUGCUUGAUAGAGACAAGGCGUAUAUCAUGGACGCGUGGCAUAUCCAGGAAAAAACUACACCCACUCAAAUCCAAUUUGUCAUGCAAAACAUACAUAAAGUUCUCUCUGCGCUUGUCAUGCAAAAAAUGGGCGUGGAUGGGUUUUUUUCUGUGGAUAUAGCAGCACCCGGUGCGGAAUCGGAAAAACGAGCCGAAUGAGCCAUCGUUUGAAGAAACGAUCGAGGCGUUGAAAUCUGGGGACAUGCGGAUAUGGAUUGCAAAUAUGUCUGGGUCUGGAAGAUUCAGACUUGUCAUGCUAAAUCCGAAUCUUCAUGCAUCAAUAAAAAUCUGUGUUUCAUGAGUGCCAAAAGGUGUCCACUUUUGACGAGGUUCGUUGGCACGGAGUUUCUCAUGCAGGAUAGGCAUGACAGAGACCUCACAGAGACAGAGUCUGUCAUGCUAGGUCCCGCAUUCCAGACCUCAUGGGUCUUGGAAAACCUGCAUGACAAGUGUACACUCUUCCAGACCCAGACACUUUUGCAUGUGAUAGCGGAUUCCCGGAAGCAACCUGGAUGUUUCGGCUGUGCUCGAAAAUUUCGCGAACCCCGGGGUGGACAUGUGAAGAUGUUGACAAAAAUAGAUGGCCUUCUUUUCUUUUAUGAUUUUUAGUGCGGGCGAGGACUACUUUUCGUUUCCC
Messenger RNA from Amoebophrya sp. A120, 2169 nucleotides. The record is from the annotation of a GenBank genome assembly. NCBI's taxonomy places the organism in Eukaryota, Dinophyceae, Syndiniales, Amoebophryaceae.